AAAAAGUAGAAAACCCCGUUUCUAUUGCUGAAAAGUUAAAAUUUAAGCAUGCAAAUCUAACUCCACCAUCACCACCACCCAAGCCUAUCACUAUCUCUAUUGUUGGUGCUGGACAAAGAGGAUCUUUGUAUGCAGAAUACGCGGGUAUUGAACCGAAAUGGGCCAAAGUGGUGGCUGUUGCCGAACCUGUAGAACAUCGAAGGAAUGCAAUGGCCGAGAUGAUUAAAUGUGCAAAAUUAAGUGAUGCAGUUAUUAUUUCGACGUUGGACGAUCUUCACAUAGAACCAUUAGUUGAAUUUGCGAAUAAAAAAUAUCAUAUUUUGUUAGAAAAACCCAUGGCUGUCACUAUUGAGGGCUGUGUGGAGAUUACUGACGCCAUUAUUCAGAAUGAGGUGUGUAAUCUUGUGACGUAG
This is a messenger RNA of Racocetra fulgida, 413 nucleotides long. The record is from the annotation of a GenBank genome assembly. NCBI's taxonomy places the organism in Eukaryota, Fungi, Glomeromycota, Glomeromycetes, Diversisporales, Gigasporaceae.